CUUGUUUCUAGUCCUCAGAAAUAGGUCCACGGGACUUUCGAUUGAUCCAUGGAACAUGGCGGAUCGUUCUCCAAAUAUGUAUUUUUUAUUUUUGCAUUCUGCUUUUUAAUGUAUAAGUUUGAUAGAAUAUUAUGCAGUAAAUAGCCUACGCAAAGGGUGCAGUUGAUGAAGAAUUCGUUUGGACAUGCGAAUAUCCAAUUCUACGGACAUCACUCGGCAGUUCGUGGUCCCGGCCGCCAUCAUGCUUUGUACUGCUGCUCCAGCUAUCCUCCAGUGCAACGUGAAGGCCUAAUGACUUACAUGCACACAUCGGUGAUUUUUAUAUCUAUGUUAUCGGAAAUAGGUCAAGAUGUGGGUGCUCGGCUAUUGGACUUGUACUUUGUGCGGGAGCGCGGCGGCAAGCGAGAGAUCAAGCUGCUGAACAUGCUGCUCUUUGUCAAGUCAACUCUCUGGAAGGUGCUGUUUGGCAAGGAAGCUGACAAGUUAGAACAUGCCAAUGAUGACGAAAGAACUUACUACAUCAUUGAGAAAGAUGCGCUGGUGAACAAGUUCAUCAGCGUGCCGAAGGACAAGGGCUCGCUGAACUGCGCCACCUUCAACGCGGGCAUCAUCGAGGCCGUGCUCACCAGGAGUGGCUUCCCCGCAAAGGUGACGGCCCACUGGCACAAAGGCACCACCUACAUGGUGAAGUUUGAAGACUCCGUCAUCACGCGCGACAAGUCGCUGGACGACCGAUAACUUAAUAAGAUAUUAAAUUAAUAUUCAUUUAAACUCGUUUUCAGUUAAGUAAAUGCUCAGAAUUCUUGGUUUACGCAUUUAUGGUAAAAAUAAAUCGUUAUAUACUUAA
Molecule: messenger RNA, 847 nt
Organism: Leguminivora glycinivorella
Lineage: Eukaryota; Metazoa; Arthropoda; Insecta; Lepidoptera; Tortricidae
Gene: Trs31
Product: trafficking protein particle complex subunit 5
Exons: 5
Coding region: 166-738 (190 amino acids)
Biological process (GO): endoplasmic reticulum to Golgi vesicle-mediated transport
Cellular component (GO): TRAPPI protein complex; TRAPPII protein complex; TRAPPIII protein complex
Source: RefSeq, a predicted model, not a curated record